Molecule: messenger RNA, 612 nt
Organism: Caenorhabditis briggsae
Lineage: Eukaryota; Metazoa; Nematoda; Chromadorea; Rhabditida; Rhabditidae
Exons: 5
Coding region: 1-612 (203 amino acids)
Source: RefSeq, a predicted model, not a curated record
AUGAUGGCUUCUACAAGCACACAGCCUCCAAAAAGGAUUCGCCCAGUGGCGGUGGUUAUUGGCACUCCACGCCAAGUUGAGCCACCGCAUCCGAUGAUUCCACCACCGCUCCAACCAAACUUUUUUGUUGUUCAGGACAUGAGGCCACAGUUGGGAGAGAGGGAGGAAAUUAUGAGAGCGGGUGGUAGGUUCGAGCCGAUUGGUCCUCCAAUGUUCCCGGAACCGGAAGUUCAAAUGGCUCCGCCGAUGGUUGAGCCACAACCUCCGAUAAUCCAAGGUCUAAUGAUAAUCCCACCACCAGCCAUUGUCAUCCAGUUCGGACCGGCACCGCCGGCUUUCCCUGCUCCGCAUCUGAACAUCCCGCAUCCGAUGCACCAGGCUCCUCAGCUGGGACAGUUUCAAGGUCCGCUCUUCCGUCAUCACCAUCCUGGAUCACAUCAAGGGUUUCAAGGGCAGGCGCCUAUGUUCCAGCCGGGAUUCGCGGAAGUAUUCCAGCCCCCACUUCCAUUCAAUGGUCCAAAUCAAAUGGAUCCGGAAAACGGAGUGGCCAUGAACAUGGUCCUACGUCCACGAAGAGUUGGCCGCCCAAUGCGCAAUAUGCAGCAAGUUUAG